GAAGGCCCCAAAAUCUUGGAGAGUAAAACACACACACACAAACAUGCAUACUUGGUCUCUGUCUUACUGAUAGGCUCUCUAUUUCACUCACAUACGCUGGGAUGGAUUUGACCUGAGCUGACUGCCCACUUCAACAUAAGUUAACCAGUGCCAGAAUGCCCAUCCUCAAGAAGCUACCCGGCAGGUUAAAAAAUAACCAGGGUAAUGGUGAUCUCCUUCGAAAGAGUAACCAUGCUAAUGGUGAACUCAUCCUUAAAAGUAACCAUAGCAACAGGGAACUCAUUCUGCCACCAUCCGAUCUCAAUCCGUUUGAGGGGGCAUGGGCAGGCAUAGGUUGGAAUAAGGAAGACGGUGGGGUUUGGGAAAACGGACAAGAUUACCAAUCUCAGGUGAGUGAGGUACUGGAGAAUGAGGCAAAUGCAGAGCAGCGUGGAGUGUCGAAGGUCAUCGAAGGAUCCAAAGAAAAGAGAGGAACUUUGGAACGCAUCUGUGGCUCAUCACCGCUGAAGACCCUGGGAAAGUUAGGAAAGGGGCUUCGCAUCACUGGGAGGAAUGUGUGGGGUGGCGCACCUUCACUACGGAGUGCCACUCUCCCGGCAACACCUUCCUCGGACAAGAAGAAAAAAAGGAAUUAUAGAAGAGCCUCAGAGGAGAUCAUGACUUUACUGAGGCUGGCAGGUCGGCGUAAAGAGAGCGAUCGCAGAGACAGUCUGCCUACUGGUGACCUGAGCACUGAAAACGAUGAAGACAAUCGCAGACGUCCCUCGUUCCUCCGUAUGGUCAGUCUGAGCAAGCUUAGACGAGACUCGCUAACAAACCAGAGCUCCGUGGAGUCCGAGCAAGAGCUUGUAGAGGAAGAACAGCCAGUCAAACGCAGGGAGCCACUAUCAGUAUUGGAGAUCUUGCAGCUGGUUAAUCAGCGAGACCUGCUGCUUGCCGACACCCACAUUCAGGAGCUCGAGAGGGAGUGUGAACUUGACCCCUCAUUCAUGACACAAACCACAUCCACUUCAACCACGUCCAGCAAUAUCCCUUCUCCCACAUUGACCUCCUCUCCCUGGUUCCCCCUGCUGGCUUUUACAGGAGGUGAUGAUUCCGGUCCAAGCAUGUGGGACUCCGGAUUACGCAAAGUGAAAGACGUGGAGCUCUUAUACGAGGCCCUUCAGAGAGAGAUGUGGGAUGUGGUGAGGGAAUCGCUACGGCAACCGUGCACCGGACCUCAGCUGGGCCUUGUGGUUCUGGUCAUACAGCAAGAGGAACAAGCUGACAAGGUCUGGGCCAUGCAUCAAGAGGCCCAGUCCAACCUUCAAGCUGAAGUUCAUUCCGAAGACCGUCCUGUCUCGCGUGAGGGCGCGCGUCCAUCUAAGCGACCCAGGAGGAUGCGUCAAAGGUGGGUGGAGGCAGUUGGAGAGGCGGCCGACUGGUGUCUUCCACAGCCGGGGGGCAUCGCUGCAGGUCAGAUGGGCAUGUAUUUGGAGCGUUUGAGGGGCAGGGUGGUGGAAGACAUGGACGCUGCACAUCGCAACGUGGUGGCGGUGUAUCCUGAGGAGUUUGCCGUGUUUCAGGUCUACAUGCAGAGUUAUCACAAGGCUGUUGCCAAACGGCUGAAGAGCAUCACUUGUGGGCCCAUUCAGAUCUCAGAUAUAUACUCGCUGCUGGACUGGAUCUACAACAUUUACAACAGGGACGUCUUGGCUACAGUUGGAGUGAUGGGUACCAUAGUGUGUGAAGCUCUAGAUCCUCUUCUUCCAGAUGAUGUCAUAGAUCGGCUGGAACAGGACUGUGUCGAUACUGUUUGGGAGAAGGUGACUACAGAGCUGUCUCAGGUUUUGGAAGAGGAGGAAAAGCGUUGGUCUCAGAAGUUGCACAUCGAAGAGUAUCAGUGUGGCCUUGCCCGAUCGAUUAUACAGAGGCUAAAAGUAGAUUUGGACAGAUCAACAGCUGUCAGUCAGCCAUUAGGAGCCCGUAUUGCUCGCUGCACCUUGAAUGGACUUGCAGAUUUUCUUCACAGUUUCCAGAGAAAGGUUGAGAUGUUCCACAACACACAGUCAGAGUUUGGGGAUAGUGGGGAUGGUUAUGUCUCCAGGACAAUUGCUCUUGUCAACUGUGUUCCACCAUUCAGGAGUUUUGUGGAGCGCUGUCAUCUGUGUGACACUCUUGGCAGUGAGGACGUCUCUCAGCGAGCUCAUUCCUCUCUAGAGCGAAUUGUCAACCAGUCUGUGCGAGUUCUCGCUGACAUACUGUUUGUACAUUUCAGGCCAUUCUUUGAUAAGCUGGUAAAGAGGAAGUGGCUAGAGAACACAGAGGCCUACGAGAGCAUUGAGACAUCCAUUAAACAGCACUUUAAAAAGUUCCGCAGAAUGGACUGCCCUCCAUAUCAGACAUUGGUUAAUGAGGUGCACAGGCGGGUCCUGGUUGAAUAUGUGCGUGCCAUCAUGAGAGGGCGGAUCAUCUGUACGUCUCUCAAAAUGAGGAAGAGAGUGGCAUUCCGUCUGCAAGACGAAGCCAAACAACUCAAGGCUCUAUUUAAAGAUCUUGAGUCAAAUGCAUCCUGGUUGGACAGUGUGAUCGUUCACCUGGCAGACAUCAUUGUACUUGAAGAUACACCCUCUAUUCAGAUGGAGGUUGGAGUUUUGGUGAAGGAGUUUCCAGAUAUACGGAGGAGACACAUCUCUGCUGUGUUAAACGUCCGCGGGAUGGUGCAUCAGACAGACCGUCAGGAGAUCUUAGCCGUCGUCCGGGACUUCGAAACCAGCGACAUCUCCAUUAAUCUGCCCAGAGAUCGUGCUCUCUUCUCUGAAAUUGCAGUGGCCAAAGAUAUGCCUUGUCUGGGGCUGGUUCUGAUCCGCUGUGCUCUGACUGUGUCAUCGUGGGUCGGCAGUGCCAGACCGCAUCGUAAACACAGCAGAAGGAGCUGGAAAGAGAAGCACGCUGACGGGAUAUCACAGUCAAUGCGCACAAAGCAUUAUAAUGAGCCUUAAAGAUUUUACAGUACAGCAUAACUGCACAGCACAGCAUUCUAUUUAAAUGAUAAACCACAAAUACAACACAACAAAUAAAUAUAUUGUUUGUAUACAACAACAUAAGAAUAAAUUCAUUGCAUUCAUUGUUGACAUCCUGCCAGGAAAAUGAUUAAAUAAAUUGCUUAGUAUGUUCGGACUCAGUCAGCUAGAUGAGUAUGGGCAGAAUCUGUGGACAAGAACAAGAUGAGAAGUAAAAUCACAAUAAUGCCUGUCCUUCAGAACACAGCUGCAGUCAGAUAAACCAGUGGGCACUUCAAAAGACAGGAAAUAGUCAAUAAUUCUCAGGCUUUUAACAGACUGUUAAUAGGCUGCUGUGUACGGAGUAUCUGGAUCUCUGUUGUGUGAACAAACCCAUGAUUGAAGCAGAAGGGCAUCGUACUUUCAAAUACUUUUACAGUUUUGUACGGUGAAGAUGUGCUAAAGCUGAGAAUUAUAGUAGUAACUUGUAUAGGCUGUGCUCAGUGAUAAUAGUCAUGAAAAAAGUAAUGAUCGCUGUUGAUAUCUACCAAAGUUUACGUUGCUUACCAACGUUCCUUUUUCGGUGAGGUAUAUAAAUGGGGAAAUCCAAUCUGUCUGCUGACAUGAUACAAAUGCACAUUUCUAAUUUAUUUCCACAUACUGUUGCUACCUAAAUUUCUAUGUGCUUUUUACAUGCCUACACGUUUGUACUAUUUUUUACUUUUACCACACUGAAGAAAACCAUUCGGAAUUGGGUAACUUGAGCAAUGUAGUGUAAAUGCAAGAAUCUCUUAGCAUAGAAGAGACAUGAAGUGGUGUCAUGGGUACAACAGAACAUAUAACUACAGUUUCAAAUGAUUUAAAUAAGAGCAAAUAUUUACAAAGUUUAAACAUGAUUAGUUUGUGACAUUUUAAACAUGCUAAUUCCUCUUUUUAUGAGUCGCUUUAAAUUCUGAUUAUCUGUUUUUAUGUUUAAUCUGUACAACUCAAACACUGAGAUUACUGAUGAAAAAUUCUGACAAUGUACAUGAAAUUUGUUCAGCUUUUAAAGUAAAUAAGAAAUAAAGACCCAUUGACUGGGGAAUAAAGGAAAACCUA
This is a messenger RNA of Triplophysa dalaica, 4079 nucleotides long. It is a transcript of the gene exoc3l2a, whose product is annotated as exocyst complex component 3-like 2a. Gene Ontology annotation, cellular component: exocyst. Gene Ontology annotation, molecular function: SNARE binding. The transcript has 13 exons. The coding region runs from base 156 to 2981 and encodes 941 amino acids. The record is from RefSeq and is a predicted model, not a curated record. Gene Ontology annotation, biological process: exocyst localization; exocytosis. Lineage: Eukaryota; Metazoa; Chordata; Actinopteri; Cypriniformes; Nemacheilidae.